This is a messenger RNA of Oppiella nova, 264 nucleotides long. The record is from the annotation of a GenBank genome assembly. NCBI's taxonomy places the organism in Eukaryota, Metazoa, Arthropoda, Arachnida, Sarcoptiformes, Oppiidae.
CAGAAGAAUGUCUUCAAAGAUGAUUACAAUUGUCUCACAGUUUGCGUACAAUAAUCAACCAUUGGCUGAGAAAACGGCAAACAUUUGGCGAGAAUUCAGUGAAAUGUCCGCCAAUUCUGUGUCCAAAGCCUAUCGUGUCAUCGAUUAUGGCUUAACUCGUGAGCAGAUGUCUGGAGUGGAUCUCAAGACAUAUGAAUGCGAUUCCCUUUGGAAGCCAUUCAUCACCUCUGGAACCGUUUACUGAAUUGAUUGAUUGAUUACAAG